Messenger RNA from Helianthus annuus (common sunflower), 1815 nucleotides. RefSeq names its product serine/threonine-protein kinase STY13. Bases 494 to 1549 code for a protein of 351 amino acids. Gene Ontology annotation, molecular function: protein kinase activity; ATP binding. Gene Ontology annotation, biological process: protein phosphorylation. NCBI's taxonomy places the organism in Eukaryota, Viridiplantae, Streptophyta, Magnoliopsida, Asterales, Asteraceae. The record is from RefSeq and is a predicted model, not a curated record. The transcript has 6 exons.
ACAUCUAACCCAAAUAUCUCUAGUUUACGCAUUAUCUCAUAAUAAGUAUUUUAAUAAUCACUUAAAUAAUGCACACACGAUUCUCCCCGACACACUUUGCUCAAUCCCUUUCCUAUCUUUGCAGAUCAACCCAACUCCAAUAACCUUAAAUUUAUAUAUUCUCCAUCAAUUACUCAAAAAGUUUCAAUCUUGACAACAACCCAUUAAUCUUGCUUACAGGUUCUGUUAUGGGUCUUCAAAAUUUAUUAAAAUUGUGGGGUUAGUUUGUUGUCUUGGUGAACAUGGGGGUUUUAUCUUUUUGUCCCCCAAACUGAUUGCACCUUUUUAAUUGUGUGUGUUUGAGAUCUUGUAGUAUGGGUCUCUGCCAUUAAAGCUGAAGUCAAGUUUUUUUAUGUUGCUGAGUUGAUCUUGUUUGUGGGUUUGUUUAUUUAUGUUUGGAUUGUGUUGAUAGAGUUUUGCCUAUAAGGUGUUUGAUAAAAGUCCUCAAGAGAGUAUGGGAUCUGGAAAUGAGUUUUUUUCAACUGGUGAGUUUUGUUUGGAAGCUAAGUGGUUGAUUGAUCCUAAGCUUCUGUUUGUUGGUCCAAAGAUUGGAGAGGGUGCACAUGCUAAAGUAUAUGAGGGCAAAUAUAAAAACAAGAUUGUUGCCAUUAAACUUGUGAAUAAAGGCGACACGCCUGAGGAGAUAGCGAAGACAGAAGGGCGUUUCGUGCGAGAAGUAGCAAUGUUAUCAAAAGUGCAACACAAGAAUUUAGUAAAGUUUAUCGGAGCCUGCAAGGACCCUGUGAUGGUCAUAGUAACCGAGCUUCUUACCGGUGGAACUUUAAGAAAAUACUUGGUGAAUAUGAGGCCGAACGGGUUGGAUACACAUGUUGCUAUAGGGUUUGCACUUGAUAUUGCGCGUGCAAUGGAGUGUUUACACUCGCAUGGAAUAAUUCACCGGGACUUAAAACCAGAAAACUUGCUGCUUACAGCCGAUCACAAAUCAGUUAAACUUGCCGAUUUUGGUUUGGCAAGAGAAGAAUCGUUAACAGAGAUGAUGACUGCAGAAACCGGAACCUAUCGAUGGAUGGCUCCAGAGCUUUACAGCACGGUAACACUCAGGCAAGGAGAAAAAAAGCAUUAUAACCACAAAGUCGAUGCGUACAGCUUUGCAAUUGUAUUGUGGGAGCUCAUACACAACAAGUUACCAUUCGAAGGCAUGUCAAACCUACAGGCUGCCUAUGCAGCCGCUUUCAAGAAUGUGAGACCGAGUGCUGAUGACCUUCCUGAAGAUUUGGCUCGAAUUGUGACAUCCUGUUGGCAAGAGGAUCCAAACGCGCGGCCAAAUUUUACUCAAAUUAUACAAAUGCUUCUGCAUUACCUAUCAACUAACGCACCCGCGGCCCCCACAGCUAUCCCACCUCGGAUUUUCACUACCCAAAAUGCUGUUUUUUUACCACCGUCUCCUGGUACAAGCACGUUGAUUGAAGACAGAAAUGAAACGCCGAAAACACCCAUGGAAAAUAGGCCCAGAGGUCUGUUCUCUUGCUUUUAUCAGUGCUGUGGAUGAAAGUAGCAAGAACUGGAGGUCAAUAUGGGAAUUUAGGAUGUGCUUUUUUGUUAGAUCUUAUUCGAGAAAUAUGAAUAUUUACUCAUAUGAAUUUGAAUUUGAUUAAAAAUGUAGAAUAGAAAAGGGGUAGGGUUGAUGUGAUGUAGUUGUAAAAAAAAUGAGGUUGCAUCCAAAGCCUCUUUUACUGGCCCCUAAGUUAUAAUGUACCAACCUUUUUUUUCUUUCCUUUUCUUUUGAAAAACCACAUUAAUAAUUGUUUUAACUUG